AUGCUGCCAAGGUUGCAGUUGCUGCCGUGCAAGGUGCUGCUGCGACCCCCCCUGGAGCAGCAACGCUGGGUAGUGCCUUAUCUGCCCUUGCAAUCAAUGCUGGCAGCGCGGAGCACGUGCAGAGAAUUUGUCAUGGGCUCCUGGCCCUGCUUUAUGACAAGGAGUGCCUUGCCGUCCACCAAGAGUUUGCGCAACUGA
Messenger RNA from Symbiodinium pilosum, 198 nucleotides. NCBI's taxonomy places the organism in Eukaryota, Dinophyceae, Suessiales, Symbiodiniaceae. The record is from the annotation of a GenBank genome assembly.